AUGUCUCAGUCCAACUCCAGCUCAAACGGCGUUGCCGUACUCGGUGCAAGCAAUGAUGCUUCCCGCCUGAUUCUCACACCGGAGGCGAUUAAGUUUCUGUCUAUCCUCCACCGCAGUUUCGAGCCAACCCGCAGACGCCUACUUCAAUUGAGAGAACAGCGCCAAAUUGAGACCGACCAGGGCAGACUACCCGAUUUUCUCCCCGAAACCAAGCACAUUCGCGAUGACAACAACUGGAAGGGUGCACCACCCGCACCUGGCCUUGUUGAUCGCAGAGUCGAGAUUACCGGGCCCACAGAUCGCAAAAUGGUUGUGAACGCGCUCAACUCUGAUGUAUGGGCCUACAUGGCUGAUUUCGAAGAUUCAAAUGCGCCGACUUGGGAAAAUAUGAUUCAGGGUCAGGCCAACUUGUAUGAUGCGAUUCGCCGCCAAGUUGACUUCAAGCUCGGCGGAAAGGAGUACAAGCUUAGGACUGAUCGCACACUGCCGACUUUGAUUUGCCGGACCCGCGGUUGGCAUUUGGACGAGAACCACUUCACAGUUGACGGCCAGCCCAUGUCCGGGGCUCUCUUCGAUUUUGGCUUGUAUUUCUUCCACAAUGCUAAGGAGCUCAUCUCCAGAGGAACUGGUCCCUACUUCUAUUUGCCCAAGAUGGAGUCACAUCUCGAGGCCAGACUAUGGAACGACGUGUUCAACACGGCUCAGGACUAUAUCGGCAUUUCCCGGGGCACAAUUAGGGCCACGGUGCUGAUCGAGACCAUUAGCGCGGUGUUCGAAAUGAACGAGAUCAUUUACGAGCUCAGAGACCAUAGCUCCGGUCUGAACUGCGGCAGAUGGGACUAUAUCUUCACCUUCCUCAAGCGCUUCCGCAACCGCCCCGGCUUCAUCCUCCCCGACCGCUCCGACGUCACCAUGACCGUGCCGUUCAUGGACGCCUACGUGAAGCUUCUGAUCAGCACAUGUCACCGCCGCGGAGUUCACGCGAUGGGCGGCAUGGCUGCUCUCAUCCCACGGAAGGACGAUCCCGCUGCCAACGCAAAGGCGAUGGACAGCGUUCGCGCGGAUAAGCUUCGUGAGGUCAAGGCGGGACACGACGGUACCUGGGUUGCUCACCCCGCGCUGGCCUCAAUCGCGAGCGAAGUGUUCAACGAGCACAUGCCUACGGCGAACCAGAUGUUCGUGCGGCCUGAGGUCGAUGUCACACGUGACGACCUUCUCAACCCCGUUGUUCCCGGACAGAUCACGGACGAUGGCGUGAAGAAGAACUUACACAUUACCUUGGCUUACAUGGAGGGCUGGCUGCGCGGCGUCGGAUGCAGCGCCAUCAACUAUCUGAUGGAGGAUGCUGCCACGGCUGAAGUUUCGCGCACGCAAAUCUGGCAAUGGGUCAAGCAUGGUGCCAGCACCGCUGAAGGCAACAAGAUCGACAAGGCCUACGUGCUCAACACUCUGGACCAACUCACCAAAGAACUUGCCGGUUCUGCCCCGGCGAACAACAAGUUCGAGCUGGCGGCAAAGUACCUACGACCGCAGGUGACAGGUGAAGACUACGCCAACUUUGUGACGACGUUGCUCUAUGACGAGAUUACGUCUCUUAGUCCUUCGGGGAAGUUGUGA
Messenger RNA from Colletotrichum karsti, 1617 nucleotides. RefSeq lists its product as uncharacterized. The coding region runs from base 1 to 1617 and encodes 538 amino acids. Gene Ontology annotation, molecular function: malate synthase activity. Gene Ontology annotation, cellular component: cytoplasm; peroxisomal matrix. The transcript is spliced from 5 exons. Lineage: Eukaryota; Fungi; Ascomycota; Sordariomycetes; Glomerellales; Glomerellaceae. The record is from RefSeq and is a predicted model, not a curated record. Gene Ontology annotation, biological process: glyoxylate cycle.